GGGCGCGUUAGUCAGUGCAAGAGGCUUGAGCCGAGCCCACGUAAGUUGGUCACCCGAUUCGACGCCGCGAACUCCGACGCCGCCAACGCAGAAGCGUCGCGACGCGUAUCGAACCCCACGCGAUCCCCCCGCGACGCCAGGAAGGAGUAAAGUGUCAGUGAGGGUUUAGUUCUAAAAUUCAUGCAAAGGAACCCCUUCCCCUCAAAGUGACACCACUCCACUCAGACCCAUUUUUUUCACAGUGCUCUGAGGAAUAUACCCCAUGGAUUCGAGUGAAAACUCUGGUUCGAGACUGUCCGUUUGAAGAUCCCAGUGUUUUAUCGUUUCGAAGCAAACUUUAAAUCAACGCGCGGAUAGUGACUGCCCAAAGGGCGCAAGGAAGAAUGUGAGCGAUGUGCGGUUGUUUCUGUGGCAUGCAGUGAUGGGACCCUUGAGCUUCUGACUCGAAGCCAAUGGUGCUCAUAGUGAUAGUGUCCGCCCCUCCGACCCCUGAGGAGGGAUCCCUGUCUUCUGUCAGGACUAACAGUCGACUAAGCACUACCUCCGUCUCAUUCUUGUCCUCUGCUUCUUCUUCGCAGGUCGAUCCGGAGAACACUGUUGCCACUACCAAAGAGGAAGAAUGGAUCACGAAGAAGAAGACAGAGUUGACGACGACGCGGCAGAUCGAGACGCGUGUGAAGAGACAAGUCGUCCUCGAGGAUGGCAAAGUCGUCGAGGAUUCCGGCCCCAUGAUCACCACCAACACCACCGAGGACACCGAGCAACACCAACACCAGCAAACAGAGCAUCGGCAGAUCGGUGACGGUGAGCCUCCGAGCGCGAUCGACGGUGAGGGUGGUCGAUGGGUGGCCGUGAAAGGGCCCUCGGGCAUGGUCAAGGAGGUGAAGGAGCACUGGACCAAGAGCCGCGAGGAGAAAGAGGAGCGCACCGAGACAGAAGACGUCCAGCAUCUCGGAGACAUCACCGACGAGGCGUUUUUGACGGCGAUCAAAAGCAAGGAGUCCGACGUACGGGAGGUUCUGAACAGGGUCUCCGGCCACGAAGUUGCCCUCUCCAACUUGGGUAGCAAAGUCAUCCACCAGUCAUCAAAAACAAGGAAAGUCGUCGAUACGGAAGACACUCGACACUUGAGUCAAGUUGGGGAGGACGGAAAUCUCGUCACUGAGACCCAGAAAACUGUCCAACAUGAAGAGACGAACGAGGACGAAGUGCCGGACGACGGUAAGGGGAGCGACGAGGACUUCGAGGAGGUGCGGAAUUCCUCUCGACAUUUCAAGAAGACGAAGGACCAGGAGCUGGUGGAGUGGCUGUCCAAUGGGAGGAAGAUCGGGCAGGAGGUGCGCUACGAGGCCGAGACGGUGGAGGGCGACCGGCACGGGGACCCGGCCAGUCUGGAGAUGGAGCAGCGCGAGUGGGACAGCCUCUCCGCACGCAUCCGCAAGCUCCGCAAGAAGAAGCCCCUCCAGACGGCCCCCGCCGCCACCCCCGCAAUCGUCAAGAAGCCCCUCGAUUUCGAAAUCGAGGAGGAGACGCGCAAGGUGGAGACGUCCCGGUGGCUGGAGAAUCACUUCGGGAGCGAGUCGCGUUCCUCGAAAGACUCGUUGGCCGACGACGACGAAGAAGAAGGGAAGGACGUGAAGAGGACGAGUUCGAGCUUCAUCAACGUCACGAUGAAGUCAGCGUCAACGCCCUCCCGCCCGGGGCCGGCCAAGUUCGGCUCGGCCGAGAACAUCCUCUCCUCCCGGCUCCAACCCCCGCCGCCCCGGGAGAAGGACUACGAACAACCCCAGAGCAACGGAUACUUCAGGGGCGUCUCCGAGUGGAAAACACGCACCCCCACCCCCACCCAACAUAACCAGGAGAGGUACCAGUCGAGCUCUCACUAUUCCCGGCAGUACAACCGCCCGGCGAUCGAGCGGGCCCAGUCGUUCACGUACAGCCCUGCCAGCCCGGAGCCGACGUCCCUGUCGGAGUCGCACGGGAACAGCGGGACGUCGGGACGGGUGACCCGGGAGCGCUACUCGUACUCGCGGCGACACGCAGAGCGAAACGCCGCCUCCUCCAAGAGCGAGCUGGACUCCCUCCCGCUUUACUCCACCGUCCAGAAGCGGCUCGCCUCCACCGACGACGAGAGGGCCCCCGAGCCCCACCGCACCCUCGCCCCCAACCCCGCACCACCGACACCCUCACCCUCGCCAUCGCCGUCACCACCCCACGUCAACCGGAAACAGCGGGCUGACGUGUACACGAACGGCGAGUCCAGAUCCUCCCACCAGACGCGGGAACACUCGUACCGCUCCUGGGACCGGCGCCAGAAGUCAACGCCGCGCUACGACCCGGACACCCCGCCAGAAGACGAACCCCUGCCGGACUACUCGCCCAAGUCCGGGCACAAAGUCCGCUCCCCAGGGCCGGCCUCGGCCUCGCCCACCCCGUCCGCUCUGCGCCCAGAGACCCCGUCGGACGCCCGGCGGAAGCACCAGAAGACGCGCUUCGACAUUCCGCCCCAACAUGCGCCGCCCCCGCCACCGGAACCGGAGAAGACGGACCGGAAGUCGUCGAUCGGGGAGUCCUUCCGCAAGAUCAUCGGGAAGUUCCGAUCGGCGAGCAAGGAGAAGAAGCGCAAGGACUCCUUCUUGGGGAAGCUCCGCGGGGAGGGGGACAAGAAGGGCGCCUACGUGACGAGCGAGGUCAUCGACGACCUCCCGGUGGCGCCCCCGCGGCCCGGGCGCGUGGCUCGCCAGUCGAGCCGCGCCGCCGCCGACUACCGCCGCGGGAGCCGAGAGAGUCGCGAGAUGGACAGCGGAGCGGACACCCCGACCGGAGCCCCGGUCGUCAACCGCUACUACCUCGGCGAGGACCCCUUCAACGGCAGCAUCUACGGCAAGGAAAGGGAGUACGACGGCGUCACUCCGCACAGGAGCAGGUCGCGCUCCGGGCAGUCGCACCAACACUACAGGUCAUACGUCUCAUCUAGCACAAAUAACCACAGCUCAACAAAUAAUCACAGCUCAAGUACCCUGGGCAGGCACAGCAAAAGCACAAGCCGACUGAUAAACGACAGCUACCAUAACGAGGUCAGCCACGACCCUUACCGCGGUGACCGAGGUGGUGUUCAAACUCUCCCCAGGAAACUCGCCGAUGAGCACCGUGUCAAGAAACAAGUCUACGUGACGAAAAGCACCGAGGAGCGCUCGCCGCGGCUUCACAACGGGCACGGGAGCAUGUUCAACGUCUCCAUCAUCAACGAGCACCCCGCGCCGGGCAUGGGGGACCGGCCGCUGACCAACACGGGACCGGCGAAGCCGGCACGGACAUACCGCUCCUCCCUGCUCCGCUCCAAGUCGUUCAACGUCCACGGCGACCCGUACGAGUCGGCGGUCCGCUCGCAGUACACCUCGAACCCGCAGCUCUCCAGCCUGGAGGAGACGUCGGCCCCUCUCAAGAGCCCCGGCAUAGUGACCAGCAUCAGUCGGAGCACCCGGAACCUCCAGGAGGCCAUCGCCGAGGAACCCCUCCGACGGACGACCAACGGCUACCACAAGGAGUCCGCUCACGAGACCAAGCGGAAGGUAUUUAUGAAAGGGCUUUAUGACCGCGCGCCGGAGCUGUUCCGCACGAUCAACAGCUUCGACGAAGACAAAAAUCUCCGGACGAGCACACCUGUGAAAAGCAAUUUGAGCUACGAAUACUCCUCCAGCUCACCGGCCAACGGAACAACAUACCGAACCACCGUCCACUCGCCGUUGCUCAACGGAGACAACUAUCGCUCGACAGUCAACUCGAACGAGACCUACCGCUCAACCGUCCACUCCCCGAUCAACGGUGACAGCUACCGCUCCACUGUCCACUCCCCGAUCAACGGUGACAGCUACCGCUCCACCGUCCACUCCCCGAUCAACGGUGACAGCUAUCGCUCCACCGUCAACUCGAAUGAGACCUACCGCUCAAGUGUCCACUCCCCGAUCAACGGUGACAGCUACCGCUCCACCGUCCACUCCCCGAUCAACGGUGACAGCUACCGCUCCACCGUCCACACACAGCUUAACGGUAACAGUCUUCGCCCAGUGGUGAACGGCGAGAGUCGUGUGGGACGUCGCGGGAGCAACGACGACUACUCGGAGACCGUUCGCAUAACGUCCAAAUCCACAGACCCGCUGCGACCCUCGGUGACGAACACGGUGAAGAAUUUCAGCAAGAAAACAGUGCCGAACAAGAACGGGAAGCCGGAGACCAUCGAAUCGACGGACGUGAAAACAGUGACCAAGUCCCAUUACCGGAGCAGCGAUCCCGUUGAGCACUCCUUCCACUCGUCCAGUCAUCCCAGGUAUAGCUCGGACAACGGACGUUUGGUCGUCCAGGUUCGAAACGGCCGUUAAAAUCGCCCCGUCAGAAUUUUCAUGCGGUGUUCCCAAGAUAGAAAAGUUUCAAACAUUUUAAGAAGUCCUGAGAUUUCUAGAGAAUAGUCACACAGGAUGAUCCAGGGUUAAACGGCCAGCGUAGGAGCGUGUUCUACGGGUCAAAGUAAGACUUUUUUGUUGUUAAAAGUUUUUUUUCCAAAAGUGUCCCCAGUCGCAGCUACGCCCUCUUCCCAAAUUUCGGAAAGUAAAUCGUUUGUCCUAAAUAUUGGCAACGGGUUUAAACCAAAUCUCUUAAAAAUUUGUACUUUCCUGUAUUUUUAUGCCCUGAAUUCGUAUAAAUGAUUGAAAAAAAUCGAAAUCACAAUUUAAAGUGGGGGUUUGGGGGUGUUUCGGCUCCUGCAGUCUGGCCGUUUUAACCCUGGAUCACCCUGUAUAACAAGUAUCAGAUGAAUAAAAAAUGGGAAAUGUAGUCGACAAAAGCCAUGGAUGACAUUCAUUUUAAGAGAGGUUUUUCCGUUUUUCCGAAAUAAUUAUUCUCUGAGAAUUGUCCUUCUCAUUUUUAGCGUCCGACUUAAUUGUUUUCGACUAAAUCAGCAGCUUACCUUUAGUAUAUAAUUUGCUCAACUGCAAUGUCUGUUUUCGUACGGAUCCAUGAAUUGCAGAUUUGGUCCCAGAAUACCUCUGAAAAUUUUUGGUCGAUUUCCAUCAGAAUCGCAAUCAAAUAUACCUAGAGCCAGUACGAUACCAGGUUUCAGUAACUGUGAGAAAAUUCCUUUCUCUCAUUUUCUCACUAUUUCGUACGUUAUUCUUUUUACACCUCUCUUCGGCAUCUACCUUGUUUUCAAAUGUAAGAAGUCUUUCCGUUCGCAUUUAACACUGCUGGUCCAUGAUAUAAAUCAUAAUUAACAGCAUAAAUCCAUGGUGUCGAAUGCUUGGGAACUGGAUCAUCAUUGUUGAUAUAGUGCUUCAUGUGUUACAGCACUGUGUAUCAAAAUAAUUUCUUUCUAUUUUCCUCCUCUGAUGGUUUGCCUGAGAAUGCGAUUGUUAAAUUGUUGCGUCGAUAUUGUUAAUUUAGUCGUAGAGCAUUUAUUUUCUCAAUGUGUAGAUUUAGUCUUGACAGUUUAUACUUUUCUACUCUUAUUUAUUACUUAUAUUACGUCAUGUGUAUUAUGUGAGCAAAUGAUUGUUCUGUUAUCACAGUGCCAUUUAGAUACCCUCCAAAUUGGAAGGUCAGCUUGUUCAUUUUUUGCCCCUUGAUUUUUUUUCUCUUCAAUUUUGCUCAGGGCCCCAAAUUGCACUCAUACCCCCUUAAAAAUGAGUCAGACUUGCAUCACUCAAUUUUAUGGAACAGUCAUUGUGAGAAAUUGAACUUCUGUUAAAUCAGUGUAAAGUCAGGAUACCUAAUCGUUGUACAUCAGGCAUUACGUCAGACUGUUCUUCGAGAAAUUGGACCGAUCGUUCUGAUGUCAGACUUACUCACUCUUACCAGGGGAGCAAUGCAAAUUUCUAUGUUUCCUUAUUCCCUCAGGCGAUUCUCAUCUCGCAGAUAGCAAUGCCCUUUUAAUUUAUCUUCAUUUUAUAUUCGUCCUCUUUCUCUCCGAUCUUCGGUUCAAAAUGAUCCUGGGCCAUUCUUCCUCAGCGUAAGAACGAUGUUCAAACUGUGCAUUAUGAGUCUGAAAUGGAUCGUUGGAAAAAGGAUGCAUACACAAUUCUAAGUCUGGAGUUACGCUAGCUAUAUUUUAUUAGCACGACGGAAGUAUUAUACUUACCCGUAGAGAUGGGGAAAGGCAGUUUAUUUGUAUACCUUAUUUUUCUACGACCCUCAAAAGAAAAGCAGAAAAUCUCUAGGAGUAGUGCGGUUGUUUAAGGUUUGCCAAGGCAAGAAACCAUACCUACAAAUAAAACACUACCAAUUUUGUAUUUUAUCGUUGAAACUCCUUCCCAGAGCUCCAAAUGCUAAUCAUAUGGGCCUGCAGCUGCAGCCUUCCCGUUGAAUUCAUAUACUUGCUUUGUUUCCCAUGCAGGUGCGCAUUACAUUGCAGAAAUGUUGAAUACUCGUUGAAUAGUGACUUAUUAAAAAAAAUAAUAAUAAUAAUAAAUAAAUAAACGAGUACCUAUUACUUCCAUGGAGACUGAUUGACUUAAUUUUCGGCACCGUAUAUCUGUAAAAGUAUGAAGCCUUUGUUUGCACCGAGCUGAAUUACACUUUCAGUGGCGUGGCGUGAAUUGCGAUAUAUUGAUUGUUAUGCCAUUUAAACCUAUGGUAAAGAAUCGAUUACUAAGGUGUUCCACACCCUGUUUAUCGAUCCUUUUCCAUAGGUUUAAAUGGCAUAAAAAUCGAUUUAUCGCAAAGCACACCACGCCACUGUACACUUUCUGUUGCCAACGGAGAGUUCAUUAAUAAGCACUCAGAUUUUUUUAAUAAUUAAGGAGCCUCCAUCUCUUUUUUGAUUUGGAAAUUAUGAUUGCUCUGAUUUCCUGUGAUCGCAUUUUUAUUUACUGAUAGGCAUCUCAAACACGUAUGAAGCCAUAGUUAAGCCGCACUUAACGCAAUUUCCAUCACAUCCCAUCAUUAACCAUGAAUACUUGUAACUCAUUAAUUUAUCCUCUGCUUUUUUAAAAAUUAAAAACUUUCAACGUCACUGUCAAAACAUCACAGGAGCUUAUCUAUCAAAUCUAUGUAUCACAAUUUUUAUUCUAUAACAUUCUAAAAAAUGCUUACCGCCUUUCAUUGCUCAACAAAUAUUUUUUUGUUAAAAUCCCAGUCAUUUUGAUUAAGAAAAAUAAAUCCAAACGCAUUAAUCAGAGACUUCUUCUUCUCUGCUGUUUUCUUUAAUUUUAAUCGUAGCUGUUUUAGCUUCAUUCAUUUUCUUCUGGCUUUAUUUCUAAAUCUUAAGAUGCGUCUAAGUCAAGUCAUAUCCAGUCAUUUAUUUCAUAAGUUAGGUACGUUUCUACUUCACUAAUGAUUUAACGUCCACUAAUUCAAAGUACAUGUAAAAAUCUACACAUUUCUAGACUUUUUGAUGUAUUUUUUAAUUUUAGUACCUAAAGAAAUUUUUAAAAAAUAUUAAUUGAUUGUAUUUUGUAUUUGUAUAUUUGAAGAAAUAAAGUGUUUGUAAAGUCGCAA
This is a messenger RNA of Bemisia tabaci, 7488 nucleotides long. It is a transcript of the gene chas, whose product is annotated as chascon. The record is from RefSeq and is a predicted model, not a curated record. NCBI's taxonomy places the organism in Eukaryota, Metazoa, Arthropoda, Insecta, Hemiptera, Aleyrodidae.